UCAUUCAUUGCAUAUGCCAACCCCUCCAGAGAUACUUGUAUUCGAAACAUGGAGUCACAUCUUUCUUUCUUGGCUCACUUUUUUCUCGUCAUGAUCACGGUCACUGUCUAUGCUAGGCCAAAUCCUGAAGAAUAUCAACAAGACUUGCAUGUUCGAGGAGGUUCUUUGGUGUCACCUGAUGCCACAAAGAGAAGUGACUGCCACCAAAGAAAGUCCUCCAAUGAGGACUUGGAACCAAGGCCUGAUAUCUUGAUUUAUGAUAACAGUGUUGGUUUAAAAAGUAAGAAGACAUUUGUUGAAGAUUUUGAGCCAAUACCAAACCUUUCGGUUUAUGAAAACGGUGCAAGUGUAAAAGGUAAAAGGACAUUUGACGAAGAGUUUGAGCCGAGACCAAGUGCUACAGCAUACCAAGGUUAA
Messenger RNA from Lactuca virosa, 417 nucleotides. Lineage: Eukaryota; Viridiplantae; Streptophyta; Magnoliopsida; Asterales; Asteraceae. The record is from the annotation of a GenBank genome assembly.